Molecule: messenger RNA, 887 nt
Organism: Dichomitus squalens LYAD-421 SS1
Lineage: Eukaryota; Fungi; Basidiomycota; Agaricomycetes; Polyporales; Polyporaceae
Product: ferredoxin
Exons: 6
Coding region: 91-597 (168 amino acids)
Biological process (GO): positive regulation of oxidoreductase activity; P450-containing electron transport chain
Cellular component (GO): mitochondrion
Molecular function (GO): 2 iron, 2 sulfur cluster binding
Source: RefSeq, a predicted model, not a curated record
CAGUCUUGCACAAUUACUUGUUCGCUCAUGCACUCGACAGUCUACUUCCUCCCGAGCGGCUCUCAACCAGUCUAGGACUGCACAUACAUCAUGCUUUUCCUACACUUGCAACACUCCGGCCCUACAUCAUACAGCUCAACCUCGCCCACCUGCACGGCCAUCGGUCGGUUCUCCAGCCGGCCAGUGUCGAUUCCUAUAUCAGUUGCUCGGCACGGAGGCAUUCAGCGACCAGAACCCGGCACUGGAAUCAAGGUUCAUUUCAAGGACUCCAAAGGAAACCAUCUCAAAACCGUGGAGGCUAACGAGGGAGACGACAUUCUCACAAUCGCUCACGAGUACGAUAUUGACCUCGAAGGUGCAUGCGAAGGCUCAGUCGCUUGCUCUACGUGCCAUGUAAUCCUUGACUCGGAAUCAUACGACAAGCUCCCCGAACCUGAGGACGACGAAAACGAUAUGCUUGAUAUGGCAUUUGGUCUCACAGACACUUCUCGUCUGGGCUGCCAAGUGCGGUUGACGAGAGAGCUCGACGGCAUGACUGCCACUUUGCCUGCAGCAACACGCAACAUGUUCGUAGAUGGGAAAAAAUCAGCGCAUUAGCAUAUACUGUUACGGCACCACGCAUUCCGACGCGCCCACAGCGUCGUUAGUACCUAUCCUACUAACACUGCACUCAUCCUAAUGUUACGUUACGCCCACUUCACACUCAUCAUCGCUCGAUCAAUUCUAUAGCUCCACCUGCCGAGCCUUCGUGCUACGUUCCCUAGACGUCUAGCCAGCGUUGCCCAGUCUCCUGAUUCUUGCGAGCAAGUGCGCCGCACAGGCGGCAAAGGGACCAUCUCCGCAACUUUGCCGAACUGGUGCGCGCCCUUGUUCCUGCUUUCUCACCG